Messenger RNA from Ascoidea rubescens DSM 1968, 2810 nucleotides. It is a transcript of the gene PRP39, whose product is annotated as Prp39p. Lineage: Eukaryota; Fungi; Ascomycota; Saccharomycetes; Ascoideales; Ascoideaceae. Bases 251 to 2764 code for a protein of 837 amino acids. Gene Ontology annotation, molecular function: protein binding. The transcript has a single exon. The record is from RefSeq and is a predicted model, not a curated record. Gene Ontology annotation, cellular component: commitment complex; U1 snRNP; U2-type prespliceosome. Gene Ontology annotation, biological process: mRNA 5'-splice site recognition; RNA processing.
GAAUUUACUUUUUGCAUUUUAAAGAGAGAGCGAAGAAACGCCAACGGCAGAAAAACUUUAAUGAACAAUGGGCAACUUCCCGUCAGUUGCUCAAAACGCAACUUUUGAAAAAUACCCUGAAAACAAUUCAUUUUUUCUUAAAGAAGUUUGAUAUCGAUCCAUCAUUAGUUGAUUCAUAGUAUUUGCUGUGUUUUACUAUAUUAUAUUUUAUCCUAUAUUAUCAUAUCAUAGGAAGUUAUUGCUGUAUAUAAUGGAAUCUACCGAAUCCUUAAGAUUGCCUACUGAUUUGAUCAACUUAACAGCGAAAAGGAAUAAAAACCAAUCAUUAAAUCCAAAACUGAACUAUCCAAUUUUUUUAAAAGACUAUCCAAAUUGGAUUAAAGCGAGAGAAUCAUUAAAUAAUAAUUUAAAUGAUAUUCAAGCUUGGUCCGAAUUAAUUAAUCAAACCAAAAAAAUUUUAUCAGUCACACCAAUAACUGACGAUAUUAAAAAUUUAAUUCAUAAAACAUUUAACGAGUUAUUAACUCGAUUUCCGUUAUUAGUUUAUUUUUGGAAACAAUAUAUUCUAAUUGAUUUCCAAUUAAAUAACAAUGAUAUUAUUUCUUCGAUAAAUUUAUAUCAAAGAGCAUUAAAUGCGUUUCCAAAUUCAAUCGAAUUAUGGUUUGAUUUCUUAACUAUUAUAAUUAAAAAUUUCCAAAAAAAUUUUUUAGAUGCAAUUGAAUUGAUCCAAUUUGAAAAGAUUGAGAAAAAAGAAAAAUUUGAAAGAGAUAUUAUUAUAGAAGUUACAAAAAUUCGAUCAAUUCUAAACAAUUCAGUUGAAUUAUGUGGGUAUCAAUUUUAUUCAGAUCCAAUUUGGGAUAAAUAUAUUGAGUUUGAAUUGCUCUUAAAUUCUAUAAUUGAAAAAUUAACGACAAAAAAAUUUGAAUUGAAAAGAGAUUUUUAUGAUGUUUAUAAAUUCAAAUAUAAUGAUAAUAACAAUAGUAACGAAAUCCAACUAAAUAUUUUAAACAUUUAUUUAAAAUUAAUUAGAAUUCCUUUACAUCAAUAUGCCAAAUACUAUACCAAAUUUACGAAAUUAAAACCAUUUUUUGGAAUUGAAUUGUUAUUAAAAAAUGAUUUGCAAGAAGUUGAAAACUUAAUGAAACGAAAUUACAUUGAAAAUAUUAACGAUUUACCCAAGAAUAUAUCAAAUAGUUUUAUUGAUAAUUAUUUCAAUAAGAUUUUUCUAAAGACACAAAAUGAUGUUAAAUUAAGAUGGAACUUUGAGAGUAAAAUUAAGUAUCGAAAUUUUAAUUUCAAUAACUCAAUUUCAAUACCAGAUAAUGAAUUGAAGAAUUUUUUGGAUUAUUUAAAAUUUGAAGAAACAAAUGGAGAAAAAUCACAAAUAGCCUCACUAUAUGAAAGAAUUUUGAUACCAUGUUGUUACAAAGAACAAAUUUGGGUAAACUAUAUUAAAUGGUUUUUAAAAAACUAUCCUCAAGAUAUUAAAAAAAUUAAGUUGAUUUAUGAUAAAGCGGUUAACAAAUUUCUCCCUAUAAACAAGAAAUUUUUAAGAGUUAAUUAUUGUAUUUAUUUAGAAAAAAUCAAGGAAUUUGAUGAUGCGAAUGAUUGUUAUUUAUUGUUGAUUAAGCAUUACAAUUUAUUAAUUGAUAAUAGGAAUGGCAGUUUAAGUAUGAAUGAUAAUAAUGAAAAUAUUAAAGAUAAAGAAAAAGAUAAAGGCAAUGCAAUUAAAUUUGAUGAAAAUGAGUAUAAACAAAUGAUUAAACGAUACUUGAAUUUUUUGAAAAGAUGGCUAGGAAUUGAUAAAAAUCUUGAUAAUUUAGAGAUAAUAAUCAAUUUAUAUUUUUCUAAAAUUAAAACAGGAGUUACUAAUAGCGGAAGUGGUAAUAAAUCUACAAAAUAUGGAAAAUUGAACAAAUUGGAUAAAGAAUUUGAGCCGUUACUUCAAAUUUGUGAUGAUUACAUGAUUUGUUUAAUUUUGGUGGAAUUCAUUGAGAUAAGUUAUUUGAUUAGGUAUAAUACAGGAAUCAAUGGUGUUAAUGGGAAUACUGGAGUAAAUAAUGGAAAUACCAACAAUAAUACUGAUAACAAUAACAAUAACAAUAAUAAUAAUAAUAAUAAUGAUAAUGAUAGUAAUAAUAAUAGUAAUGUUAUUAUUAAUGAGUAUAUUAGAAAAAUUUAUUUGAACUUCUAUAAAGAAGAAGUAUUAAAAACGUCUAUUGAAUUCUGGAGAAGUUAUUUUAAUUUUGAAAAACAAUAUGGAAAUUUUUAUAAUUUGAGAAAGCUAAUAAGAUAUAUUAAGUUAAACACAUAUUUACCAAUAGUGGUAAUUAAUGAUUUUGUUUAUCUUUAUAGUGAAUACUUGUUAAGUAACGCUAUAAAUUUGAGUAAUAACGUUUAUGGAUGUUACGAGAUUGAAGAUAAUAAAGGGAAUAAUAGUGGAAAUAACAAUAAUAAUACUAAUAUGAGUGGGAAUAUUAUUAAUGGCAACGGUAUUAAUAAUAGUAGUGGUGCAGUGAGUGAAAUGAAUUCGGUUGGGAAUAAUGAUCCAAUGGCAUCAUUAAGUGUUAUAUUUAAGGAGAUAUUAAAAAGCGAAUCAGAGAUUGAAGGACCAUUUUUCCAAAAUUAUUCACAUAUCAAGCGAAUAAAUGGAGUUGAAAUGGAGUUAAAACCGCUCAUAAGCAACCAGCUCAAUUACAAUGAAACGUUGGGCAAAGUUCCCAGCCUACCACUAUUUAAAUAUGUGGAAAGCAGAAGUAAAUAAAGACUAUAUAGUGAUAAGUAGUAACAAAUGCAAUGUGUGAUCUUUG